Dentiscutata erythropus is the source of this 659-nucleotide messenger RNA. NCBI's taxonomy places the organism in Eukaryota, Fungi, Glomeromycota, Glomeromycetes, Diversisporales, Gigasporaceae. The record is from the annotation of a GenBank genome assembly.
AUAAUUUACCAAAAUCUAUUGAAGAUGCACCAUAUGAAAAUCGUAUUAAAUAUACUUCCACAGUAUUAAAUCAAAAUGGACUUUCGGCAAAAUUUCUAGAUUCUUGGACGAAAUUAUUACUUCGAGAAAAAAUUUCAGUUGAAAGAAUGCAAAGAUUGAAUGAAGGAAGAUUAUCAUGUGCUGAUUAUAAAUUAUCGAUUCCGAAUGGAACGGAUUUUGAAUCUUUAAGACAAGAAUUAUUUCAGUUAAGUAUGAAUCAUGGAACAGACGUGGCUCUUCAACCUGAUGAUGUAUUUAGAAGGCAUAAGAGAUUGGUUGUAUUUGAUAUGGAUUCUACUUUAAUACAACAAGAAGUUAUUGAUGAAAUUGCUAGAUUAGCAGGUGUGGUUCAUGAAGUGGCAGCAAUCACGGAAUCUGCCAUGAACGGUGAAAUUGAUUUUAAAGAAUCUUUAAGGCGUCGUGUUUCUUUAUUAAAAGGAACACCUGUAAGUGUUUUACAAACCGUCAAAGAUAAUCUCGUUUAUACGGAAGGUGCAAAAUCUCUUUGUAAAGCGUUAAAAAAAAUAGGAUUUAAAUUAGCCGUUAUCUCUGGUGGGUUCAUUCCCCUCGCUAGACACGUGAAAAAUGAACUUGGGUUAGAUUAUGCUUUUGCCAAUCAA